AUGGAAGGACACAAUGAGGAGCAGAGAGGUGAAGAGAGAAAAACAAAGAUGAGAGAGGAGCUGGGGCGAACCAACUCCUUCCCUUCCUUCCGCCCCUCUUCUUGUCCUCCAGGGUCACAAGGCAAGGGAGGUGAAGAGAGAAGCAGUGCAGAGCAGGGCAAUCAACCACACGGUCAGAAGGCAAGGGAGGUGAAGAGAAAAGCAGUGCAGAGCAGGGCAAUCAACCACACGUCCCUCCUUCCCCUCCGCCUCUCCUCCACCCCCGCCCCUCUUACUGUCCUGCAGGGUCGCAAGCCAAGCAUGGAAGGACACAAUGAGGAGCAGAGAGGUGAAGAGAGAAAAACAAAGAUGAGAGGGGAGCUGGGGCGAACCAAUGAGGCUUUAAGGGAGUUUGGGCGCCGGGCGAGGGAAGCAGAGCAGCUGCUGCUGGCUGUGCAGAGACAAGAUCGGGUUUUGAGGUGCCUCACAACACGUUCCUCCUUCCCGUCCGCCCGUCCCAUUGCUUGUCAGGGGUAUGGAAGGGCACAAAGCAGGCAUGAGAGACAAGAUCGGGUUUUGAGGUGCCUCAAAACACGUUCCUCCUUCCCGUCCGCCCGUCCCAUUGCUUGUCAGGGUAUGGAAGAGCACAAAGCAGGCAUGAGAGACAAGGUCGGGGCGGCGAAUGAAAGCCAGUCAGGGGAGGAGAAGCACGCGAAGAUGAGAGAGGAGCUGGGGCGAACGAACGAGGCUUUAAGGGAGUUUGGGCGGAGAGCGAGGGAAGCAGAGCAGCUGCUUCUGGCUGUGCUGGAUGAACACAAAGGCUUCAAGCUGCUAGGAGAGGGGGGCAGAGCAGGGUCGAAGGGGGGGGAUGAGCAGCUUAGAAUGUCACUUCUGUAUCACUGUACUGAUGAGAAGGCCCUUGGGAUUAUCCGGAAGGAGAAGAAGAGGGAAAAGGAGAGUGGAAAGGAGAGAGGGAAGGAGAGGAGAAGUGGGGUUGGUGGGGUGGAAGGAGGGGAAUCGAAGCCUAUCAGUCCCCGGCCUACUCCCACUGCCGCUGCUGCUGCUGCUGGGAAGGCGGCAGGGAGAUCAGGCGAGGCUGAUUUUUCUGCUGCUGCAGCGGCGGCGGCGGCGGCGGCAGCAGCAGCAGGAGCAGGAGGAGGAGGAGGAAAAGGGGUGCCAGUGGGCUUGCCUCCCCCUCCUCCGGGGUGGAAACCCGGAGACCCCCUCCCUUCCUUUCCAGACAUUGCUGCUGCUGCCGCCGCCGCCGCCGCUGCAGCAGGAAAAGCAGCAGCAGGAGGGGCAGCAGCAGGGGUACCCCCACCUAUGCCGGCUGGGUGGAGACCAGGAGAUCCCCUCCCCCUCCCUCCCCCUCCUCCGGGGUGGAAACCUGGAGACCCCCUCCCAACCCUUCCCACCGCUGCCACUUUUCCUUCUGCUGCUGCGGCCACUCCUGCUGCUCCUUCUGCUGCUGCUGCUGCUGGCGCUGCUGCUGCUGCUGCUGCUGCUCCUACUCCAUCCAUUCCCCCAGCCGCACCCCUGCCCGCCCUUCCGACCAUGCCUGCAGGGUGGAAACCCGGAGACCCCAUACCCCUCCCCUUACCAGGCGCCCCUGCUGUGCCCCUGCCAGUGGCAGCAGGUGUACCUCCCUCAGAUGUACCUCCCCCGAGCGUGCCUGCUGCCGCUGCUGUUGCUGUGGCUGGCAUGGUGGUGGGACCUGGGGAAGGUGUUAUCCGGCCGCCAGCAGUGGCAGGGGAAGGGAAAGAAGGGGCAGCAGGAAAGGAAAGAGCAGCAGGGGCAGGUGUGCGUGGUGGUGGUGCUGCUGCUGCUGCUGUGGCCUUACCCCCUGCUCCGGCUGCUCCUGCUGCUCCUGGGACGUUUCAAGUGGCACACGUGCAGCUUGAUUUGGACGAGUCUGAUUUUGAAAGCGAUUUCAGUGAUGCGUCUUCAGACGAUGAUGAUGAGUGA
Messenger RNA from Closterium sp. NIES-65, 1944 nucleotides. The record is from the annotation of a GenBank genome assembly. Lineage: Eukaryota; Viridiplantae; Streptophyta; Zygnematophyceae; Desmidiales; Closteriaceae.